Molecule: messenger RNA, 7748 nt
Organism: Heteronotia binoei (common prickly gecko)
Lineage: Eukaryota; Metazoa; Chordata; Lepidosauria; Squamata; Gekkonidae
Gene: RPTOR
Product: regulatory associated protein of MTOR complex 1
Exons: 35
Coding region: 1442-5497 (1351 amino acids)
Biological process (GO): regulation of autophagy; positive regulation of protein serine/threonine kinase activity; cellular response to starvation
Cellular component (GO): cytoplasm; TORC1 complex
Molecular function (GO): protein-macromolecule adaptor activity; protein binding
Source: RefSeq, a predicted model, not a curated record
CCCGUCGCCGGGAUGCAUUCUGGGCUUUGGCAAUAUGGCCGCCUCCUUGGUGAGCUUCUGAGGGGAGUUUGGCUCUUUGGAAACAUUGGUGAUUUUUCCUUUCCUCCCUGAACCCCGUUAUUUGGGGAUUUUGUACGCGAAGAGAAGCCACCAGCUGCCCGAGGUGGGUGGCGCGAUGGGCCGGACCGGGCUCCCGUGGCAGCAGCCGGAUAGAGAACAAGCACCCCCGCGGGGGUAGGACGUCCCCCACACCGGCCACUACAAGAUCUCGGAAAUAGGCCCAGGAAGGAGAGCCUUAACUAUCGCCUGAACCGGACUGUCCCGCAAGGGGUGGACUUGUUGGGGGGUGAGCUGUUUCCUUCUACGUCCUCGCCAAACAUCGGGGUAGCCACUCCUGGAACAAAGACGCUACCGGCCAAACUGUCCCUCUCCCGUAACCUCUAACCUUAGCACUCAGUAUUUUAGCUGAAACAGGAUUCCGACUCAACUUCGUAUAGUUCUGUCUUGAGGAGAGGACCAUGUUGCAAGGCUGGUCCUCGCCUUUUGUCACUAGUUUCUGCUGAGGCAAGGAACCUGCGUUAACAGUCUAUAUUUAAACGCAGAGCAGGAAUUGCCUGCCCAGAGAAAACUUCCUAUAUUUGUGCUAGCUUUCCCUCCAUAAACACAAUCUUUGAGACAGCCUGAACAGCACCUUCCGUUAGAAUCUGGUAUGUGCCUGUGCUGUAGAUUGAAAAGGGAUUUUUGCUCAGACUUACCCUUUGAAUAAGCCCACAUGGCCCACAGUCUCUGGGGCACAAGGUUUAUCCUAAACAAGAGUGCCAGCCCGCUCUGGUGUCACAGUUGCUUAAAGCUCUCUGUUAAUUAGCUGUGCUCGACUUUACUGGAUUUUGAAAUACAAGCUAUAUUUUGGAGACACUUCUAGCCCUUUCUGCUUAAAUUUGAUUCUGAACAAAUUGUUCCUGGUAUUCUUUCCACUAAAAUAGCUCUUAGUUUUGUUGUGGAUAAGGACCUGUUCCAAUAAAGACAGUUGUUUGGAACCACGUUGUGCUUUCCUCAAAUUGAGGUACAAUCAAUGUUUCUCUCUGUUCUUACUCGUAAAAAAGACAGAGAAAGGAUCCACAUGCACACCAGCGGUUUAUAGCUUCAUCUAGAGAGUGAUAAUCAAUUUCCUGCCAUACACUGCUAGUUAUUCCUUGUAUAGGGAUUACAAUACUCCCUGACUACCCAUUCUGAAUAAGAGUCCUCCAUCUGCUGAGCAGGAAGCAUUGGCAUACAUCUGGAACAGUAACACUCUCAUAAUAAACUCUGAACAGGGCUUUUUCCCAUAACACUUCAUCUGGAACAGGAACUGCCAGAAUCCUUUGCUUUCACAACUGUUCUCUACACGUUGUGUUAGAGUGGAGUUUUCUGAUCAUUCACUACCUUGGUUCUGUCUCCUGUGAUGGAGUCUGAGAUGCUACAGUCACCCCUUCUGGGGCUGGGGGAAGAAGAUGAGUCGGACAUGACUGACUGGAAUCUGCCCUUGGCUUUCAUGAAGAAGAGGCACUGUGAGAAAAUUGAGGGUUCCAAAUCACUGGCUCAAAGUUGGCGGAUGAAAGACCGGAUGAAGACAGUUAGCGUUGCCUUAGUACUGUGCCUAAAUGUUGGUGUUGACCCUCCUGAUGUGGUGAAGACGACUCCUUGUGCUCGCCUUGAGUGCUGGAUAGAUCCUUUGUCAAUGGGGCCACAGAAAGCUCUGGAAACAAUUGGUGCAAAUUUGCAGAAACAGUAUGAAAAUUGGCAACCAAGGGCCCGGUACAAGCAGAGCCUCGAUCCUACUGUAGAUGAAGUUAAGAAACUGUGUACCUCAUUGCGUCGAAAUGCCAAGGAAGAAAGAGUACUUUUUCAUUACAAUGGACAUGGUGUCCCCAGGCCAACAGUGAAUGGAGAAAUAUGGGUCUUCAACAAGAACUACACACAGUACAUCCCAUUAUCCAUAUAUGACCUACAGACUUGGAUGGGCAGUCCUUCCAUUUUUGUAUAUGAUUGCUCCAAUGCCGGCCUUAUUGUUAAAUCCUUCAAGCAGUUUGCCCUGCAGAGGGAGCAGGAGCUGGAGGUGGCUGCAAUUAACCCAAAUCAUCCCCUUGCUCAGAUGCCCUUGCCCCCUUCGAUGAAAAACUGCAUUCAGCUGGCAGCAUGUGAAGCCAGUGAGUUGCUACCAAUGAUCCCUGACUUACCAGCUGACCUGUUCACAUCCUGCCUUACUACACCAAUCAAGAUUGCACUGAGAUGGUUUUGCAUGCAGAAGAGUGUGAGACUGGUACCAGGAGUUACACUGGAUUUAAUAGAAAAAAUUCCUGGAAGGCUAAAUGACAGGAGAACGCCUCUGGGAGAACUGAAUUGGAUCUUUACAGCCAUCACAGACACAAUUGCAUGGAAUGUCCUACCCAGAGAUCUUUUCCAAAAACUCUUCCGGCAGGAUCUUCUUGUGGCAAGUCUGUUUCGUAACUUCCUAUUGGCAGAAAGGAUCAUGCGGUCUUACAACUGCACGCCUGUCAGCAGCCCUCGUCUACCUCCAACUUACAUGCAUGCCAUGUGGCAAGCUUGGGACCUCGCUGUGGAUAUUUGUCUAUCUCAGUUGCCUACCAUUAUAGAGGAAGGAACUGCUUUCAGGCACAGCCCAUUCUUUGCCGAACAACUAACAGCAUUCCAGGUGUGGCUGACAAUGGGAGUAGAAAACCGCAACCCUCCUGAACAGCUUCCCAUUGUAUUGCAGGUGCUUUUGAGCCAGGUGCAUCGGCUGCGAGCUCUUGAUUUGCUGGGCCGGUUUUUGGAUCUUGGUCCCUGGGCUGUUAGCUUGGCUUUGUCUGUUGGCAUCUUCCCCUAUGUGUUAAAACUCCUCCAGAGUUCUGCUCGAGAACUGAGACCUCUUCUUGUGUUCAUCUGGGCCAAAAUCCUUGCAGUGGACAGUUCAUGCCAAGCCGACCUUGUGAAGGACAACGGCCACAAAUAUUUCCUUUCUGUUUUGGCAGAUCCCUACAUGCCGGCUGAACACAGGACAAUGACAGCUUUCAUCUUGGCCGUGAUUGUCAACAACUACAAUACAGGGCAGGAAGCCUGUCUUCAAGGGAACUUGAUUGCCAUUUGCCUGGAGCAGCUGAAUGAUCCACAUCCUCUUUUGCGCCAGUGGGUGGCGAUUUGCUUGGGACGUAUCUGGCAGAAUUUUGACUCUGCCAGGUGGUGUGGUGUGAGAGAUAGUGCCCAUGAAAAGCUCUACAGUCUUCUGUCUGAUCCAAUCCCAGAGGUUCGCUGUGCUGCAGUCUUUGCCCUUGGCACUUUUGUAGGGAACUCAGCUGAGCGGACUGAUCAUUCUACCACCAUCGAUCACAAUGUUGCAAUGAUGCUGGCCCAGCUCAUCAAUGAUGGAAGCCCCAUGGUCCGAAAGGAACUGGUGGUGGCACUGAGUCACUUCGUAGUCCAGUAUGAAAGCAAUUUCUGCACUGUUGCCUUGCAGUUUAUGGAAGAAGAAAAGAACUAUGCACCGCCUUCUCCUGCUGCUCCAGAAGGUGGAAGUUUGACUCCAGUGCGGGACAGUCCAUGCACACCACGACUUCGUUCUGUCAGCUCCUAUGGGAAUAUCCGAGCAGUCACUACAGCAAGGAAUCUGAAUAAGUCUCUGCAGAAUCUCAGCUUGAAUGAAGAAACGGGAAGCUCUGUUGCAUUUUCUCCUGGGAAUUUGAGCACCAGUAGCAGUGCCAGCAGCACUUUGGGCAGCCCUGAGAAUGAAGAGUACAUCCUGUCUUUUGAGACCAUUGACAAGAUGAGAAGAGUCAGCUCCUACUCCUCACUGAAUUCACUAAUAGGUGUUUCUUUCAACAGUGUUUACACACAGAUUUGGAGAGUUCUCUUACAUUUGGCUGCUGAUCCCUAUCCAGAUGUUUCAGAUUUGGCCAUGAAAGUACUCAACAGCAUUGCUUACAAGGCAACUGUCAAUGCCCGCCCCCAGCGCAUCCUUGAUACCUCCUCCCUCACUCAGUCUGCCCCAGCCAGCCCUACCAACAAGGGCAUGCACAUACACCAAGUGGGAGGAUCACCACCAGCCACCAGCACAAGUAGCUCCAGUUUGACAAAUGAUGUGACAAAACAGCCUGUCAAUCGGGACAUCUCAUCUGUAAGACCUGCAAAUGUGGGCAGCAUGGGGAUGCAAUAUACUCCCCAUUCCCACCAAUUUCCCAGAACAAGGAAAAUGUUUGACAAGGGCCCAGAUCAGACAGCAGAUGAUGCUGAUGACACUGUGGGACAUAAGAACUUCAUGUCGGCCACAAUGCAGACAGGGUUUUGUGACUGGAGUGCCAAGUAUUUUGCCCAGCCAGUGAUGAAGAUUCCAGAAGAACAUGACUUAGAGAGCCAGGUCCGCAAAGAGAGGGAGUGGCGGUUUUUACGGAAUGCUCGAGUUCGAAAGCAAGCACAGAAAAUAAUCCAAAAAGGCAUUUCAAAACUCGAUGAUCAAAUCUUUCUGAACAGGAAUCCUGGCAUGCCCUCCGUAGUCAAGUUUCACCCAUUCACUCCAUGCAUAGCAGUAGCUGACAAAGACAGCAUCUGUUUUUGGGAUUGGGAAAAGGGGGAGAAACUGGAUUAUUUCCACAAUGGAAACCCACGGUAUACCAGGAUCACUGCCAUGGAGUAUUUGAAUGGACAAGACUGUUCUCUACUUUUAACUGCUACAGAUGACGGUGCUAUAAGGGUGUGGAAAAACUUCGCUGAUCUGGAGAAGAAUCCCGAGAUGGUAACUGCCUGGCAGGGCUUAUCUGACAUGCUGCCAACAACACGUGGUCUGGCCCGAAGGGUUUCAAUCUAUCUUGACAGAAGUAAACAGGGAGGCGCAGGGAUGGUGGUGGACUGGGAACAAGAGACUGGGCUCCUCAUGACUUCUGGAGAUGUGCGGAUUAUCCGAAUUUGGGACACAGACAGAGAAAUGAAAGUACAGGAUAUUCCAACAGGAGCUGACAGCUGUGUCACCAGUCUGUCCUGUGAUUCUCACCGCUCACUCAUUGUAGCAGGUCUAGGCGAUGGUUCUGUCCGUGUUUAUGACAGGCGGAUGGCUCUCAGUGAAUGCCGUGUCAUGACCUAUCGAGAGCACACAGCCUGGGUGGUAAAAGCAUAUUUGCAGAAACAUCCUGAAGGCAACAUCAUGACUGUCAGUGUCAAUGGAGAUGUCCGUUUCUUCGACCCCAGAAUGCCAGAAUCAGUGAAGGUCCUUCAGAUAGUCAAGGGACUGACAGCUCUCGAUAUUCACCCACAAGCCAACCUGUUUGCAUGUGGCUCUAUGAAUCAAUUUACCGCAAUCUACAAUGGGAAUGGUGAACUGAUCAACAAUAUCAAGUACUACGAUGGAUUUAUGGGGCAGAGAGUGGGUGCCAUCAGCUGUUUAGCUUUCCAUCCACACUGGCCCCACCUGGCAGUUGGAAGCAAUGACUACUACAUCUCAGUGUACUCUGUUGAGAAGCGAAUCAGAUAACAGUGUGUGGCUGCUGUGUCAGAGCAGGACAUCUUCUGGCAGGCGGGACCAUAUCUCACUCACGAUGUACAUAGUGAAACUAUCGACUUGAAUGUUUAGUGUUGGCUGCUGCUGCUGUGCAACCCCUUUAACCUGAACACUUAUCUUCUCCUGAUUUUAGCUACUGAUGAUUUUUUGAGUCUGAGGGGAGGGAAAGAAACUAUCACCUGUCUUUCAUCACAGCCAGAACUUCCAGGAGCUACAGAAAAGGAGCAAUUUAUACUUUGAGUGGGAUCAACCUUCUUCCACACGGCUACUUCUCUGGUUCUUUGAAAACAUGGCUGACUCCUGUGAACUCAUUGAGACCGUUUCUGCCUGGAAGAUGGGUGGUUUUUCUUUAAGAAAAGAAUGAAUUCAGAACUUGACUACCGUUCCACAUAGUUUACCUGGAACCUCUGUGGCUGCUAUCUAUCUCAUGCCAAGCACUAGCCCUGGCAUUCAUAUGCCACUGGGCUUCCUGGUCUUGGAUAGUCUGUGUAUCUUUCUACUCAGUGUGCCACUAGCCACCUUUCCUCUCAUUCACAGUCCCACUGGAAAUAGACAAAGGGAAUUAGUGGGAAUCCUAAGGAAGAAAAAAAUCUUGAUGCUGCAGGAAAUAUGGCAGGGUCGACUGCCACUAUGGGAGGGGAAGGCAGAUAUCUACCCCCACUUCUUUGGUGCCCAUAGGGAAACCAGUGUGAUGCAUUUUUUGUUGCAACAGUGCAUGUGACAGGACAAGAGACCUUCCUCUCUUACGUCCACUUGAUUCUUAAGUUGCUCUAGCCACCCUCUGCUCCUUUUGCCCACAGCAAAACCCCAUGAGCACAAGAAACAGCCUGCUACCUCUGCAUAGACAGCAAGGAGUUCGCUGAUCAUUGUACCACUGCCUUAAACCUCUCCCACCCAUCCGUGAAUGCUUUCCUUUUGCAGAAGUGCUAUUAUUCAGCUUGGUAAUGGAUGCAGAUACUUGCACACCCAUGAAGAUCAGGCCUGUGCCAGGUGUCCCUCCCUCCUCUUCUCUGGGCAUUUGCACCAAGGCUGUACAGAAGGGCAGCUGUAUAUACUUGCCCUACCUGUAUAUGUGCUUGCAUGCAUGUAUGCUGGCUGCAAGAUAAUUACUGCUAUUCUUCUCUUUAGAGAAUGUUGGUUUCAUCUUGCACACCAUCCUUAUCCCAUAUAACGACAAUUCCAAUCUCUUCAGAAGCCCAAGGGAAGAGACUCCCAAGAAAAGAACUGCACGAGUAGCAUACGGCACAAAGACAAGAAGGCCUCGUAUCACAUGGCACCAGGGCCGCCAUAGAAACCGUGCAGCUGUCAAGGCAGUGGCUACACUACCAGUUUUCUACAAAGUUGCUGAGAGUCAUGGAAGUUUAGUCUUAUCAAUAAUGUUGUUGAUUAUGAUAACAUUAAGCGUAGAGAACCAUCCUGUUAAUCUUUCAUUAUGGAUGUCAGCUUUGCCAUGCUUGCAAAAUCCUUCUCCUGGCUCUCCCAAACAAAGCCUGUUGUGUAUUAUGUUUUUUGUACGCUGCCAGACACCAUGCAGAAUAUUGGUCGGAAACCAAGGAAGAUUGGUUGCAUGGCUUGAAACUUGCUUUGCAGCCCACCAAAGUUAAAUUAUGGGAAUAAACAGGAGAUGAUGCGACACACCUGUCUGCUGACUAUGAUGUCAGUUGUAUGGGACAUGCAGUCUUUGGCCCCCAUUGCCAUGCUGGUCCUCUGUAGUAAGUGGCAAUGAACUCAGGGAAGGACAGAAAGAUGAUGAAUUUUGCUAAAAAGCAUCAAGCCAGAUUCUGGAAUCCAUGUAUUAACUGACUUAACCAACAUAAGUUUUAAAAGAACAGAAUAUUAUUUUUUUUUUGUAUCCUGUAUCCAGUGUGUUUGUUUCAAGAACAAGAUCCCCCGUGCUUCCUCUCAGCUUGAGCAGCCAGAACCAUGGUUGUGGUAUAUUUUUUUUAAAAAAAGAAAAACUAAUGCCAGACGGUCAGCUUUCAUCAAGCGUGUGUAUAUGUGGGCUGUGCUUUUUCACAGGUCUGAUGUGGAGUUCCAAUCAUGAAGUUUAACCAAGUCUCCAGAAUGCAUCCUACCUACACAGUUCACUUCUCUCUAUUUAUUUUCCCCCAAAAAAAUUAAAAGGAAAACUACAUACAUUUAAUAAUAAACCACCACAAGAUUGUAAUGUGAGAGUAAAACAAUUGAUGAGAAAAUGGUUAAUAAAAUGUAAAUGCCGAAAUCA